AAGUGCAUCCACAUAAGUCGGAAUAAAAUAAUAACUUAAAUAUUUUUAUCAACAUUUAAUGUACUUUUAAAAUUUUCAAGUUUUUUCUGUUAUUUAAUAAUUCACUUUAUAAAGGAGUAAUUAGAAAAUUAAAGUUCGAGUGAUAAAUUCAUAACAAAUAGUACUUAAACAUAGGGUCUUAAUUUCAGUUACUACAUCCCUGUUUUGUUAUAAAAUUUAAUGAUGACGUCGUUGGAACGAUAGUACAGUUCAGUAUGUAUGCACAGGCAGGCCAGUAUAGUUGCAGAUAGUUACAGUACAGCUAGUGUAGCUGAUUAGUAAGCUAAGUACUUAUACUAACUUAUACAAGAGUUAGAAAAAACCUAUACCAUUACUUCCAAUUAAUAGGUUGGCCAGACUAAAUAAAUACAUACAAAGAAAACAAUAGUGAGACAAUACAUAAGGCUGGAGAAUGGCAAAUGGCUGCCAUGUACUAACAUACGUGAAAAGAAUUGAAAAUUAUAAUGCGUAGUCUGAGUGUGGUAUAUUAUAAGGAUUACAAUCGUUUUGAAAUUGAUCAGAAAUGUUGCUGAAAGUUCGUCAUUUAGAUAAAAAAAAUCGUAGACAUGGAAAAAAUUACAAGGUCAUCACAGCCGGUAAUAAUGUAGCUGAUAGUUCCACUUCAUCUAGAACUUCUUACAACGCAAUAAGUUCGUUGGCAAGUAAUAACAAUUUAUGUCAAAUUUCAACAAGAUUUAACCAGCAACAACAAGUCAAACCAUCCCAAUAUCGAUCAUCUGUUAAAUUACCAUUGACACCAAUUGGUGGUGUAGUUAUCAAAAAUUCGGAUGAAUUCGAAGCCAAUGCAGCAACUGAAAUUUGUGAUAAUUCAAGUGAUUCUGGAUUAGGUUUCGAAGAAAGACAACAUCAUCAUCACCACCACCAUCAUCACCAUCAUCAUCAUCAUCUUCCCAAUCAACAACAACAACAAAAACAACAACAGCAGCAUCAUUUUCUUGAUAACUCUACGACUUGGAAUACUGAACUUGGUGGGGAAGAAGAUUCCAAGAGACGAAAAAUGGAUAUUAAACUUGAAUCAGAGGACGCUAAUUUUCCAUUCUCUGAAGUUCCAAUAUCCGCUGGUACAGCAACUGGAGAUAUGAAGAUUGCUACCAAAAAUUCUGGAAUUACCUUUUCACGUGUCUCUAACAAUAGUACAACUAUUAACAAAGUUAUUGGAGUUACGAGAUCACGUUCAACUCUUGGUGUUUAUGGAAAAAGAUCCUCACCAGUAGUUCAUCAAGGUCCUGUUACUCUCACAUCACAAUUGAGUAAUGUGUCGAGAAAUGGUAAAGUCCAGUUACAAAUAAUAUGCCAACCAGAGCAACAGCAUAGAGCGCGUUAUCAAACUGAAGGGUCACGAGGUGCUGUCAAGGAUCGUACUGGAAAUGGGUUUCCAGUAGUGCGUCUUAUUGGAUAUGAUAAGCCUACAACCCUACACAUUUUUAUUGGUACAGAUCUUGGACGUGUUACACCUCACAUGUUCUAUCAAGCUUGUCGAGUGAGUGGUAAAAAUUCAACACCAUGUAUUGAAACAAAAAUUGAUGGUACAAUAGUUGUUGAGGUGGACAUGGAUCCUGCUAAAGAUAUGGUUGUUACUUGCGACUGUGUUGGUAUCCUGAAAGAACGUAACGUCGACGUAGAACAUCGUUUUCCUCAUGCUGCCGGAAUGCUCCAAGGACGUAGCAAGAAAAAGUCAACACGAUGUCGAAUGGUAUUUCGAACCACCAUUACACUACCAGAUGGAAGCAACGAGACAUUACAAGUCUGUUCGCAGCCAAUUGUGUGCACCCAACCACCUGGUAUACCAGAAAUCUGUAAGAAAUCUUUGACUUCAUGUCCAUGUACGGGAGGUGUAGAACUCUUUAUUAUAGGAAAGAAUCUUCUUAAAGAUACUCGCAUCGUUUUUCAAGUUGACAAUCAGGAUAUUAAUUGCCUUAAUGAGCCUCAUUGGGAGUGUUCGGUUAUUCCGGACAAAGAAUUUCUUCAACAAACGCAUUUGGUCUGUGUGGUACCGGCAUACCAGAGGCAAGAUCUUCGAUCUGAUGAAAGUAUUACUGUAAAGCUUUUUGCCAUUUCAUCUGGGAAAACCAGUGAGCCUCAUACUUUUAUAUAUACAGCAACAUCUACACCUCCGGUGCCAUCUGUAGGUAAGGUUGAAUCUUCAUCAUCACUCAUCGUUUCCACGUCGACGAAUGAAAUGCUUUCAACGUCGCCAACAAUACCACCACCACCGCCUCUACCACCACCACUCUCAUCACCAACACCAACACCUCCUUCAUCAUCAUCAUCUCCAUCAUCAUCAUCAAUUGCGGCAACAGUACCUACUACUGUACUAAUCCCUGAGAGUGACGUUACUGGCUCAGUGACAUCUAAUUUUUUAACUAAUAUUUCACAGAAUAAUGUGACUCAACAACACUCGUCAGCAUAUCAUGAUUUAUUGCAAUCAGAUAUGUUGAAAACUGAUCCGACUUCAUCAUCUGUAUCCAUAUCUAAUUCAUCUAUGAUACUUUGGCCUCCUCAAACAUCAACUUCUUGUCGUAAUUCUUCAGUAGAUGAUAUGUUACCCCUAUCACAGCAAAAUAGAGUUGACAAUUCUCUUCUUAAUGCUCGAUCUUCUUCAUCAAGUCAUCAUCAAUUGAUAAUUCCUGAUGUGUUGAAGUCUGAAGUUUUAGAGGAAAAAUGUACAACUAAUAUAAUGAAUGAAAAUAGUCUUCAAAGUAUGUCAACUUCUACUGCAGGUGCUACUACAAAAACUUCUACUAGUCCAUUACACCAUCAGCUUCACAUUGAUGAGAAUGUGAUUGAUACAGUUUCAGAAACAACUUCAACGUCUUCACCAUCAUCAACAGUGCCACAAGAAACUGUUAAUCUUUUAGGUGUUGUUGAUUUAAUACAUAAUCAGCAGCAUCCACUGACACUUGUUACUCAAGAUCAUCAAAAUUCAUUAACUGGAAUACAUGAACAAUCAGUAAUUGAUAAUGUACUUAGUUCUCACCAUAUAAACAAAGAUACCAGUUCUAUGUUAUCGAAUGAAUCAGUGUUAAGUGAAAGUAAUCUCUCGGGUGUUGGUGUAGCUGUUGAUCUCCGUAUGAAACAUCAUGAAUUUCAAAACCUUAAUAAUUCUGCGGCAACACUUUCAGCAGGUCAUCAUUCAGCUUUAGCCACACAAAUGAAAAAUAAAUCUAUAGAACAACAUUUAAAUCAUAUUGAAUCUAAUGUUACUUCAAUUAUUGAAACUACGGAUGCGACACAACAAAAUUUUGUUGAUUCUACUCAACAAUCUGCUCUCAUAGGAAGUAGUCCGAACAAUGCUCGAGAACAAGGACAAGAUAAUUUAUCAAAAAAUAUUCUUACAUCAACAUCAGUAGCGGUUGCUACAAAAUUGGAUGCUCUUGUUAAUUCAACCAUUGAGUCUCAUUCGAUUGAUCGAAUGAUUACACCAAUAUCAAGUGUAACGAUGCACAAUGCAGCAUUAAUGAAUCAAAUUGACAUUGAUACAAUGUCAAAUCUUCAAUCUCAAGAGUCAGUUUCUCAAAAUAAUUCUACUACUUUAUCUAAUACAGUAAAAACAAUGUUACUGGAAUCUGUAAUGUCAUCAUCUGUGGUAGAUGCUGUUGUUGAUAGUGUAACUGCCACUACACCAUCGACAACAACAGCAUUAAAUGAACAACAAACUAGUAUAAAUACAAUGGGUGACAAUAUUAUUAUCUCAGAAUCAUCAUCGCCAUCAUCAUCACCACAUUCAGAAUUGUCUUGUUCAUCUGACAAAUCUUUAUUAACAACUAUGAAUCCAGUAAUGCUAUCAUCUAUGACAGAAUCAGUCAAUGUUGAUCCCACAAUAUCUAAUCCAUCUGUAAAUAUGUCUGUUCAUAAUUCUUAUUUACAAACACCAAAUGAAUCGAUACCAAGACAAAUUCAAGUGCUCAGUCAGCGAGAUGUUGUAAUACAAGAACAAGUAGAAAAGGUAGUCGCCCAAGCACAACAGCAAGUGGAGCAAGUAGUAGCUCAGGUACAACAACAAGCUGUACAAACAGUUCAACAAGCUCAAGAACAAGUGCAAAAAGUCGUACAAAAAAACGUACAAGUAGUCCAACAAGCAGUACAAAGAGAAGAGGCUGUUCGUCAAGUUCAAGCAGUACCAGAAGUCCAACAAGCUGUUCAACAAGCUACUCAAGAAGUUGUACAGCAAUCUGUACAAAAAGUUACUCAAGAGGUAGUUCAACAAAUGCAAGCCGUUCAACAAGCUGUUCAACAUGCCCAAGCAGCUCAAGCUGUACAACAAGUUGUUCAACAAGACAUUGGUUCAAUGUUAAAUCAACCUGCUGAUUUUGUAGCUGAAGCUAGUUCUGUAUUAGCCAAUAGUGCUGCUCAAGAACCAAAUCAACAAAGGUUGACAAAUGCCGCAGAAAAAGCUAUUACUAAUGUUAUCACUAAUGCAACACAAGAUAUUAUGAAUAAUCGUCCAAUUUCUACAACUACUGCACAUGCUAUUAUUGCUACGAAAAAUAUUUUAAAUAGCGUUGUCACUCAAAGCGCCCAACUUAUGAAUAGUGCAAUGGAAGGUAUCUUACCUAAAACUCCAUCAAAUGGAAUUCCAGCUGCGGCUGCUGUUGUUGAACAAAUUGCUUCACAAGUUUCACAAAAAUCAGCACAAAAUGUUCAACAAUUACCAGUUAUACAACAGCAACAUAAUCGUCCAUGUGUCACUUGCAAUGGAAUUAAUAGUAAUACUAUUCCAACUGUUAAUGGUCAAGUUUCUGUCUUAAGAAAAGCUGAAGAUUCAAAUAACAUGUUACCACAAGAACUUACUUCUAUGUCGGAUCAUGAUUUACUUAGUUACAUUAAUCCAAGCUGUUUUGAUCAAGAGGCCUUUCUCAUAUAAUCAUAAAAAAAUAUUUCUAAAUCUACAAAAUUUUAUAGAAAAAAUAUUUUUCAUUUGAACCGAUAAUAAUCAAAUAUUUCAAGAGAGAUUAAUUUUUCAUAAAUAUCAAUAAAUAAAUCA
Messenger RNA from Chelonus insularis, 5044 nucleotides. It is a transcript of the gene NFAT, whose product is annotated as NFAT nuclear factor. The transcript is spliced from 6 exons. Lineage: Eukaryota; Metazoa; Arthropoda; Insecta; Hymenoptera; Braconidae. Gene Ontology annotation, molecular function: transcription factor binding; RNA polymerase II cis-regulatory region sequence-specific DNA binding; DNA-binding transcription factor activity, RNA polymerase II-specific. Gene Ontology annotation, cellular component: transcription regulator complex. Bases 563 to 4924 code for a protein of 1453 amino acids. The record is from RefSeq and is a predicted model, not a curated record. Gene Ontology annotation, biological process: regulation of transcription by RNA polymerase II.